AUGCCAUCUCAUUUUGAUACCAUUCAAUUGCAUGCCGGCCAAGAAGAUCCAUCUGAUCACGCUUUCAGACCAAGGGCCGUUCCAAUCUACGCUACAACAUCCUAUGUCUUUAAGGAUUCCGAACACGGUGCAGGCCUAUUCGGUUUGAAAGUCCCGGGUUACGUUUAUUCCCGUUUCCAAAACCCAACUUCCGCAGUACUAGAAAAUAGAAUCGCUGCAUUGGAAGGUGGUGCUGCUGCUCUCGCCGUCGCCUCUGGUCAGGCUGCCCAAACCCUUGCAAUUCAAGGUCUAGCCCAUGCUGGUGACAACAUCGUCUCCACCUCGUACUUAUACGGUGGUACUUAUAACCAAUUUGCUGUAUCCUUCAAAAGGUUAGGUAUCGAAACCAGAUUCGUCCAUGGUGAUAAUCCCGAAGAUUUUGAAAAGCUAUUUGAUAAAAGAACCAAGUGUGUCUACUUAGAGAGUAUUGGUAAUCCAAAGUACAACGUCCCUGAUUUUGAAAAGAUCGUCGAAGUUGCUCACAAACAUGGUAUCCCAGUAGUCGUUGACAACACAUUUGGUGCCGGUGGCUUCUUCUGUCAACCAAUCAAAUAUGGUGCAGACAUUGUCACACAUUCAGCCACCAAAUGGAUCGGUGGUCAUGGUACUACCCUUGGUGGUUUGAUUAUCGAUUCUGGUAAAUUCCCAUGGAAGGAUUAUCCUGAAAAGUUCCCACAAUUCUCUACUCCAUCUGAAGGCUACCACGGUACUAUCUUCAAUGAGGCCUACGGUAACCUUGCAUACAUUAUUCAUGUCAGAGUCGAGUUAUUAAGAGAUUUUGGUCCUUUAAUGAGCCCCUUUGCUUCCUUCCUUUUAUUACAAGGUAUCGAAACUUUAUCUUUACGUGCAGAAAGACAUGGUCAAAACGCCCUUGCAUUGGCCAAAUGGUUAGAAAAAUCUCCAUACGUCGCCUGGGUCUCUUAUCCUGGUCUUGAAUCACAUUCUCAUCAUGAAAACGCUAAAAAGUAUUUAUCUAAUGGGUUCGGUGGUGUACUUUCAUUUGGUGUCAAAGAUCUUCCAAAUGCCGAUAAAGAGACUGAUCCAUUCAAAUUGUCAGGUGCCGUCUUUGUCGACCAUUUGAAAUUGGCCUCCAAUUUAGCCAAUGUUGGUGACAGUAAAACUUUAGUCAUUGCUCCAUAUUUCACUACCCACGAACAAUUAGAUGAUGAGGCUAAAUUGGCCUCUGGUGUUACCAAAGAUUUAAUCAGAUGUUCUGUUGGUACCGAAUUUAUUGAUGAUAUUAUCGCUGAUUUCGAACAAGCCUUUGAAAAGACUUUUAAUGGUAUUAAGCCAGAAUAA
This is a messenger RNA of Arxiozyma heterogenica, 1338 nucleotides long. RefSeq names its product bifunctional cysteine synthase/O-acetylhomoserine aminocarboxypropyltransferase MET17 (gene MET17). Bases 1 to 1338 code for a protein of 445 amino acids. Gene Ontology annotation, biological process: transsulfuration. Gene Ontology annotation, molecular function: pyridoxal phosphate binding; transferase activity, transferring alkyl or aryl (other than methyl) groups. The transcript has a single exon. The record is from RefSeq and is a predicted model, not a curated record. NCBI's taxonomy places the organism in Eukaryota, Fungi, Ascomycota, Saccharomycetes, Saccharomycetales, Saccharomycetaceae.